AUACACGUGUUAUUGAGAAAACGGAGAAAUAUACAAUCAAAGGUAAAGGCCCCCCAUAAGUAGAGAAGUAAAGACAUGUUUCAUCUUCAAAAGUUUAACUAUGUUUUGCGAAGUAAUAUAUAUAAAAAUAUAAGGAGCAAUGCUAGUAAAAUUAAAAGCAUACGUUCCUGCAGUACGUAUCCAAUCAAUGAUAAUGUAUUUGGCUUGACGGAUGACCAAAAACAAUUGAGACAAUCAGUGUUUCAGUUUGUUCAGAAAGAACUUGGGCCACAUGCACAGGAUAUUGACAAAAACAAUGUUUUUUCAGAUUUUAAGGGAUUCUGGAAAAAACUUGGUGAUAUGGGAUUUAUGGGUAUUACAGUACCAGAAAAAUAUGGAGGACUUCAGAGUGGCUAUUUGGAACAUUGCAUUGUCUUAGAAGAAAUGUCCAGAGUAUCAGCUGCUAUUGCUCUUAGCUAUGGAGCACAUUCAAAUCUUUGUAUAAAUCAAAUUGCUAGAAAUGGAAAUGAGAAACAAAAGGAGAAAUAUCUACCUAAGUUAAUUAGUGGAGAAUAUGUUGGUGCAUUGGCAAUGAGUGAGCCUGAAUCUGGUUCUGAUGUUGUUUCGAUGAAAACCAAAGCAGAGAAGAAAGGAGAUUACUAUGUGUUAAAUGGAACUAAAUUCUGGAUAACAAAUGGAUCAGAAGCUGAUGUAGUAUUUGUUUAUGCUAGAACUAAACAAGAUGGCCAGCCCCAACAUGGAAUUAGUGCUUUUCUUAUUGAAAAAGAUAUGCCUGGAUUCAGUAUAGGACAGAAGUUGGAUAAACUUGGAAUGCGUGGUUCUCCAACUGCAGAACUUAUUUUUGAAGAUUGUAAAGUACCUGCUGAAAACUUAGUUGGAGAAGAAAACAAAGGUGUUUAUGUACUUAUGAGUGGCUUAGAUUUUGAAAGAUUAGUCCUUGCUGCUGGUCCAAUUGGAAUUAUGCAAGCUUGUUGUGAUAUAACUUUUGAGUAUGUUCAUGAUAGAAAACAAUUUGGUAAAAGAAUUGGUGAAUUUCAGUUAAUCCAAGGAAAAUUGGCUGACAUGUACACAACUCUGAAUGCUUGUCGAGCUUACUUGUAUAAUGUUGCAAGAGCAGUAGAUAAAGGUCAUGUCAGUUCCAAGGAUUGUGCAGGUGUUAUUUUAUAUUGUGCUGAAAAGGCAACACAAGUAGCUUUAGAUGCAGUUCAAUGUUUAGGUGGAAAUGGAUAUAUUAAUGAUUAUCCAACAGGACGAUUCCUCAGAGAUGCAAAAUUAUAUGAAAUUGGUGCAGGAACAAGUGAAGUACGAAGACUUAUUAUUGGAAGAAGUCUUAAUAAAGAAUAUACAAAAUAGAUAAACUGAAGAUUUUUUACACUGUUGCGAUCAAUAUUGUUUUUUAUUGAGAUGAAGUGUGGUAUGUGAAUUGAUUGAUGUAAAACUGUAUAUUUUUAUAAUAAAUCGUUUCAAGAUCAGAAAUGCUAAACUAAUAAUAAUCAUCAAUUUUGUUAUAAUUUAACUACAAAUAAUGAAAUCUGUUACAGUACUUGUAAAUAAAACUUUAUCAGAUUAUAAUAAAAAAGAAAA
Centruroides sculpturatus (bark scorpion) is the source of this 1584-nucleotide messenger RNA. Its product is annotated as isovaleryl-CoA dehydrogenase, mitochondrial-like. Gene Ontology annotation, biological process: L-leucine catabolic process. The transcript has 13 exons. The coding region runs from base 76 to 1353 and encodes 425 amino acids. Gene Ontology annotation, molecular function: flavin adenine dinucleotide binding; 3-methylbutanoyl-CoA dehydrogenase activity. Lineage: Eukaryota; Metazoa; Arthropoda; Arachnida; Scorpiones; Buthidae. The record is from RefSeq and is a predicted model, not a curated record. Gene Ontology annotation, cellular component: mitochondrion.